Molecule: messenger RNA, 1548 nt
Organism: Didymodactylos carnosus
Lineage: Eukaryota; Metazoa; Rotifera; Eurotatoria; Philodinida; Philodinidae
Source: the annotation of a GenBank genome assembly
AUGUUAAAAAAAUGUAGACAAUAUUAUCGAAAUAAUCAAACUGAAUUAAAUAAUAUUAAUUUAUUUGAACAGACUUAUAAAUCAGAAAUGGCUAUUGAAUGGUAUACAAAAGAAACAUUUGUUUAUAAAAUGAUCAAUAAAGCGUUAAGAACAGAAGAUAUGACUGAAUUAUAUACAUUUCGUUUAUAUAUAUCUGAUCUUUGUCAUCAAUUAGCUUUAAAACAUAAACAACAACAACAUAAAGAAAUUAUUUAUUUAUAUCGUGGUUUUCGUUUAUCAACAAGUGAAACUGAAACAUUAGCAGCUAAUAUUGGUAAUAUUAUAUCAUUAAAUGGAUUUAUUUCGACAAGUCAUGUGAGAGAUGUUGCUGAACGUUUUGCUACAUCGAAUUAUAAUCAAGAAGGUGUUUUAUUUGAAAUUGAAGUUGAUAGUAAUAAAAUAAUUUUUGCUGAUAUACAUGAAUAUAGUGAAUAUCCAGAAGAACGUGAAGUUCUCUUUGAUUUAGGUGUAACAUUAAAAAUACAUAAUGUACAACGUCCUAGUUCUAAUCAUCCAAAUAGUUUAUGGAUAUUUCAAAUGAAAACAACAGAGGAAGGAACAAAUAUAGCACAUGACUAUAUUAAUUAUGAAAAACGUAAUUUACUUAAUGAUCAAAACAAUCUUUUACUAGUAUUUGGAAAUCUUUUGCUUGACAUGGGAUAUUAUAGGAAAGCAUUGAAUCUAUGUGCUACCAUUUUAUUGACAGGUGUAGACCGUCCAUUUAUUUUGGUAAAUAUAAUUGCACAAGCUCAAGAACAUUUAGGUGAAUGGGACGAAGCAUUAAUCAAUUAUAAAGCUAUAUAUGAAGUAUUAAAAGAUUCUAACACUCCGGAUCGUAUUCGUGUAGCUGCAUCAAUGUUAAACUCAAUUGGAAAUAUCUAUGAUAGUUUACAAAAAUAUGAUUUAGCUUUAGAAAAUUAUUUUAAUGGUUUAGAAAUAAUGAAAAAUAUCGUUACUUCUUUAACAGAUACAAAUGAGGAACAAGAAUUGAGUUUAUUUUAUACUGGUAUUGGUAAUAUAUAUCGUUCGACAAAGGAAUAUCAGAAAGCAUUAGAAUUUCAUAGACAAGCAUUAGAUGUAAAUCAACGAUAUUUACCCGAACAUCAUCCACUUAUUGGAGCAAAUUAUUAUAAUAUUGGUAAUGUUUAUUUGGACAAUAAUCAAUAUGAUGAAGCACUGGAAUAUUUUCGUAUGUCAUUAAAAAUUCGACAACAAGUAUUAACAGCCGAUCAUCUAUUAAUCGGUCAAAGUUGUGAUGUUAUCGGUGUGGUAUAUUUUUAUACAGGUAGUUAUGAACUUGCUAUUGAUUAUUAUCAGAGAGCAUUAAAAAUAUAUGAAAAAAUCUACGCCUGUGAUGAUAUGCAAAUAAAACGAAUGAAAUAUGGUAUUCGGCUAUCUAUUGACAAAAUACAAGAAGAAGAAGAAGAACAACAUCGACAACUACUUGAUAUUUUUGGAAUGUUUAAUAAUGAAACAGAUGAUGGUCAGAUCGAACGAGAAAAUCAUUAA